UAUACAUUCUGUGUUUCUAAUUGUUUUAGUGCUAUUGGAGGCUUUCAAGACAAGGGGUUCAAGCAUUUGUUUGGCACUACUCAAAAGUGAAAGUUGAAUGGGAAGGGGAGGGGAUGGAAUGCUUAGGAUAUUGAUCUAUCUUUGAUGAGAUAAUGCUAUGGCUAAAAGGAUAGUGAUGCAAGUGGGCUGACAGUAGAGUAGUGGAGGAUGAAGAUAUGGCUGAAAAUGAGGUGCACGUAUGGCGUAGCAAACGUGACAGGAAGGCUCUGGUUUGGCAAGAUGAUUAUGAUAUUUAUUACUUGUUUAUAGUUUUUAUAUUGUGUAAUUAAUAAUUAAAUGAGCGUAAUUAAGAGCUCCUUUCCCAAACCAUAGAGUUGCUGGAACCCCCCUGACUCGGAUGGGCAUUUUAGUCCAAGCAAAUUACAACGACUCUUUUUUGCCAAACGGCGUCAAUAUAACCCUAGAACAGUUUGAAGCGAACCAUUCUCAAUCCCCUUCCGUUCUCUGCUCUCUCUCGCUCUCGCUCGCUACAUUGAAUCUGUUCUCAAUCGAUCUCCCAAAGGCUCUUGAUCUUCGAUCUUGAUAGUUUGAAUCUCUGUCGUUCUUUAUUCUACAUUCAAUUUUGAUUAAUUUUGUUGAUCUCUUAACGGUCUAAUAUUGUUUUUGCAGGCCCUUUUCUUUCCGAAUAUAUAUUUCUGUUUACAGCUGUUGUUUUUCGCUUAUUUUAUUGUUUGUGUGUUAUUAACGUGAUGGAUGCAGGAUUAAGAAACUCUAUGGCAUCGAACAUGACUGGAUCCAGUUGUUUUCCUCUUCAGGAGCAGUAAGCUCCCAUGAAAAUGAAGGGCAUGGGAGAUACCUUGAUUUGCACGUGCUGCAUGGUGAAUAUAUCAACUUAAAAUUUGGUGAGCCAAUUGAAUAUACUCAUUAUCUUGAGGUCUUCUACAAACCACAAUUAAUUCCACGCAAACAGAAGUCAACAAGGCAGUACAUGGAAUAUUUGGAGAAGCUACUUGAGUAUUUGGUUUAUUUUUUUCAACGGACACAGCCUUUGCAGGAUAUUGAAAAGAUAUUUUCGAAGGGGAAGCAAUGGAGUCUGGUGGCGCCGGAGCUGCGAGAGUUUGUGGUGGAGGUGAAGAGGAUUAGUGAUCGUCUGAUGUUUAUCAAGUUGGUUUUGGGUGGGUGUGCGAUCAAUGUCGUGAGUGCUUAUGCCCCGCAUGUUGGCUUGGCAGACAAAGAAUUAAACAAUACGAUUAAAUCUAACACUGAGAAAGUCAUCAUUGGAGGCGACUUCUAUGGCCAUAUUGGAGACUCGGCCGAGGGCUUCGAGGACGUGCACGGUGGUUUUGGCUUUGGCAGCAGGAACCGAGUAGGAGUUUCACUCUUGGAGUUUGCCAGAGCAAGUGAUAUGGUGGUUGCUAACUCUUGUUUCCCUAAACGAGAUGACCAUUUGGCUACAUUUGUUUGUGGAGUGGGGACGACACAGAUCGACUAUCUUCUCCUGCGCAGGUGGGUGAAACGUAGGAGAGCUUCGAGUGGCAACACACAAAUCAGGUGGAGGAGACUAAGUGGGGAGAAUAUCUCUGAGUUGAUCAGGCGAGUGCAGGAGAAAGGUGCGUGGAAAUCGGCCGGAGAGGCUACUGAUAUGUGGGCGUGGACUGCUAACUGCAUCAGGGAAAGGGAAAUAGCCAGGGAAGUGUUAGGUGUGAGCUCUGGCUCUGGGAGUAGGCAUCAGGGUGAUUGGUGGUGGAGCGAUUCAGUCCGAAGUAAGGUGGAAGCCAAGAAGGUGGCAUACUUGAGGUACAUGGGCUGCAAUGUGGAGGAGGAAAGAGCGGCGUUACGAGUGGAGUACAAGAAGGCACGUAAAGAAGCUAAGUUAGAGGUUACAAGGGCAAAGAAUGCCGCUUUUGAACGCCUCUACAAGGAUAUUGAGAAAGGCGGUGUUAACCCACUGUUCCGGCUUGCUAAGGUGCGUGAGAGGAAGGCCCGAGAUCUGGACCACCUAGUUGGUGAAUUCGAAGAGCAGUGGACAAAUGGCAAAUUCGAAGGAUGGGGGAAUGAUUAUCAGGAAAAUGGUAGUGCUCCAAUGGAUCAUACUGUGAUUAAUCUUGACUAUUAUAAUACGGUUGAAGAAUUGAAGGAAGUUGGCCCUGAUAGGCUAAAGGAGGCACUAGCUGCUCUAGGGUUGAAGUCAGGAGGUACCAUCCAGCAGCGUGCCGAAAGACUUUUUCUUACUAAGCAUACACCUCUUGAAAAGUUGGACAAGAACCAUUUUGCAAAAGGCACUCAAGGUUCAAGGCAGAAUGGUGGUAUUGCUCUUCCACAUGUGAACAGAGAUGCAAAAGAUGUUGCGUUUAUGGAAGCAAAAUUAAGAAAGCUGUGUGAUCUAAUGGAGGAGACAAUAGUUCUUACCAAGGAAAAUGUUGAGAAGAAACAGGCUCAGACUUAUGGGGAAAGGGAGGCAGAACGGGAAGAGGAAGAAGAAGAUCAGCAGAUUUAUAACCCCUUGAAGUUGCCGAUGGGAUGGGACGGGAAACCUAUCCCUUACUGGUUAUAUAAACUUCAUGGGCUUGGUCAGGAAUUCAAGUGUGAGAUCUGGGGAACCACAGUUACUGGGGUCGUAGAGCUUACGAACGACAUUUCGAGGAAUGGAGGCAUCAACAUGGAAUGUGAUGCCUUGGCAUCCCAAAUACAUAAGAACUUCAACGAGAUUACAUCUAUUGAGGAAGCAAAACAACUAUGGGAGAGAAUCCAGGAGAAGCAAGGAGUUAACAAAUGGCGCCCGGAUCUUGAGGAAGAGUAUGAAGACCAAGAAGGAAACAUCUAUAACAAAAAGACAUACACAGAUCUGCAACGGCAGGGUUUGAUUUAGAGGUGAGGAGGUCAUUUAAUAGACGGAAUGGUUUGACAUUUUGGGAACAACUAAAUCUGGCUAUGUUACUCUGUCCUACUAUCUACUUUUUACUUUUCAGAAACCAAAGGCACCAUGUCUCAUGAUGUUAUCUUGCAGUUUUUCUUCAGCUUAGGCAUUAAUUCCAUAUGGUGCAUGAGGCUGGGGAAAGUUUGUAUUGUGUUGUGGUAGCACUGUAGAAAGUCUGUUCCCCAGUGCACAUGACAUGCAUGAGGCAUAUUUUGUCUAUACCUGGAUGGUCAAGUCAAGGAUUUAGGUUUUUUGUAAAUCUCUUUUUUCUAUGAAUGAAUGGGUAGCGGAUUU
Molecule: messenger RNA, 3211 nt
Organism: Cuscuta campestris
Lineage: Eukaryota; Viridiplantae; Streptophyta; Magnoliopsida; Solanales; Convolvulaceae
Source: the annotation of a GenBank genome assembly